UCACACACUGAAAAGUUACCCAUGAUUCUCCGCACAGUCUGCGGCUCAUUCAAAAAUGGAGGAGAGUGAGAGAGAGUCGGAAAGUGGGCGAUGUUCAGCACCUUCCCAAACAUCUGACCAGCAAAUCCCUACCGAGACUUCCGACCAAAAACCAGAGACUGACGAAGAUGAUAUCAAAACUAAGUUGGACAUCAGUUCGGAUAAGUUUGACCCCUUACUCGCUCUAUAUUCCCCACAAGUGCCACUGCCUUACCCCAAUAUCAAGUGUUUUAAUAACAUCGCAGAAUAUGAGAGCUUUAUGAAAGGCGGUCGAGGCCGAGCGAAACCCGAAAAUGUGGAGAAAAGACUCCGAAAAGCACAAAAAGGUAAAGCAGACCCGGAGAGGAUAGAGAGGCUGAAGAAACUCAUGGUGAACAACCCGGUUGAGGAGGAGGAGGGAGAGGGAAGCGGAGUCAAACGACCGCCUCGACAGCGAAAAGCGGCCAAAAAUGUGCUUACCAGAAUGCCACUGCAUAAAGGCAGUCCAUUGGGAGAGCUCAAUAGGUGCGUCCAGGAGAAAAUCAGAGUCAAAGUUCACAUUCGGACCUUUAAAGGGCUUCGGGGAGUGUGUUCUGGCUUUGUGGUGGCAUUCGAUAAGUUCUGGAACCUGGCAAUGGUGGAUGUGGAUGAAACGUACAGGGAGCCUCUUUGGGGACAAGCUCUUUAUCAUGAGAAAGCACUUACUGUCACAAGGCUAUUUGAAAAACUGAAAGUUCAAGAGACUGUGGCCCUCAGUGCGGUUGAGAGGAAAGGAGGAGAUAACCUCUUAAAGUCAGACCCAUACAGUAGUUCAUCUCAACUCAGAGACCGAACCGGUAGGAGAACCGACCCCAAACAUACCCAGGAAAGAUCCGAACUCUCUGAGAAAGACAAGAGUGCAUCAAAAGUGACACAGAAAUCUGAAAGCAAGCCUCAAGUGAAGUAUGGAAGAGUGCACACACGCCAUGUCAAUCAGCUAUUUAUACGAGGAGAAAACGUUCUUCUUGUAAACAUACAACAGGACUAAAUAUUGUCCUUAUGAAAUAUUAGUUUACUUUUUUUGGAAGUCUCCCUGAAAAGGUUUGUAAUAUGAGUGUAUCAUAUUGAUAUGUAUAUCAACAGGCGAAAUGAAUAUGUUAAAUGUAGAGUUAAAAACUCUUUUUUUUUUAUCUCAUCCUCAAUACACACUGUUUGUUUUUGCUUUGAAUGACCACUAGGGGGAAGUAAGACACUGAUACAUUGUAAGUGUGGACAUUGAUUGCACGGGCUUAUUUUUGUUAUAUAUUUUAAUAAUUAUCAAGGGGGAAAUGGAAAAAUAUUUAACAAAUCAUUA
Megalobrama amblycephala (Wuchang bream) is the source of this 1351-nucleotide messenger RNA. RefSeq names its product LSM11, U7 small nuclear RNA associated (gene lsm11). Gene Ontology annotation, molecular function: U7 snRNA binding. The coding region runs from base 56 to 1045 and encodes 329 amino acids. The record is from RefSeq and is a predicted model, not a curated record. Gene Ontology annotation, biological process: mRNA 3'-end processing by stem-loop binding and cleavage. NCBI's taxonomy places the organism in Eukaryota, Metazoa, Chordata, Actinopteri, Cypriniformes, Xenocyprididae. The transcript is spliced from 4 exons. Gene Ontology annotation, cellular component: U7 snRNP.